This is a messenger RNA of Solanum stenotomum, 972 nucleotides long. RefSeq lists its product as uncharacterized. Bases 1 to 972 code for a protein of 323 amino acids. The record is from RefSeq and is a predicted model, not a curated record. The transcript is spliced from 2 exons. Lineage: Eukaryota; Viridiplantae; Streptophyta; Magnoliopsida; Solanales; Solanaceae.
AUGAUAACAGCUGAAAUACCUGAUAUGGAUGUCGAUCCUGAUGGUUAUAAUGUUGUGAAGAACUACAUGAUGCAUGGACCUUGUGGAGACCUCAAUCCAGGAUGCCCAUGUAUGAAACAAGGAAAGUGCAGCAAACAUUUCCUAAAGAAGUUCAACAAUCAAACAACUUUUGAUGAAUUUGAUGCACAUAUAAAUGUCGAGCUAUGCAAUUACUCAAUAUCGGUGAAGUACCUAUUUAAAUAUGUCAAUAAGGGAUCUGAUAGAGCAACAAUCGGUAUAGAAUGUUUAGAUACUACCACAGAACGUGAUGAGAUCAAAAGAUAUCUAGAUUGUAGAUACAUAUCAGCUACAGAAACUUGCUGGAGGAUCUUUAAAUUUGACAUACAUCAUAGAGAGCCAGCAAUUGAGCGUUUGCCAUUCCAUUUACAGGGAGAAAACACCAUAGUAUUCCAAGAAGAAAGAUGUCCUGAAAGCAUACUAAACAGACCCGAUAUAGUAAAAACAAAAUUCACGGAAUGGUUUGAGGCAAACAAAGAAUAUGAGGAUGCGCGAGACCUAACAUAUUCAGAUUUUCCUACGCGUUGGGUCUGGGAUGCAAGAGGUAAAAGAUGUAUUGGAAGAAAAAAGGGAAAGUCAAUUGGUAGAAUUCAUUUCGCGCAUCCUGCAAGUGGAGAACGAUUUUACAUGAGAAUGCUACUUAAUUUUGUGAAAGGAAGCACUUCCUUUGAAAGCAUAAGAACAAUUAAUGGAGUCCGGUAUGAUACUUAUAAGGAGGCAUGCUACGCAUUAGGAUUAUUGGAGGAUGAUAAAGAAUGGAAUGACUGCUUGGCUGAAGCUGCAUGUUGGGCAUCAGGAAAUGAGCUGAGAAAUCUGUUUGUAACGAUACUAAUUCACUGUCAAGUGUCUGAUUCAUCCAAACUUUGGAGGAGCAACUAUGAAAUUUUAUUAGAAGAUAUAACAUCAUUACAAUGA